This is a messenger RNA of Diachasma alloeum, 828 nucleotides long. It is a transcript of the gene IscU, whose product is annotated as iron-sulfur cluster assembly enzyme ISCU, mitochondrial. Gene Ontology annotation, biological process: iron-sulfur cluster assembly; intracellular iron ion homeostasis. Bases 224 to 697 code for a protein of 157 amino acids. The transcript is spliced from 4 exons. The record is from RefSeq and is a predicted model, not a curated record. Gene Ontology annotation, cellular component: mitochondrial matrix; cytoplasm. Gene Ontology annotation, molecular function: ferrous iron binding; 2 iron, 2 sulfur cluster binding. NCBI's taxonomy places the organism in Eukaryota, Metazoa, Arthropoda, Insecta, Hymenoptera, Braconidae.
GCUCUCUCAAUAUAUAUAGGCCAAUUGACGAGUCCGUUCCUUCGUAGCUACCCCCACUUUGGCUAAUCCCCACGCACAUCCACACAUACCCAGUUGUCAUACGGAGGAACACGAAAAUUGUCCAAAAAUUCAAGUGUUAAAAGUGUGACUUCAAAGGUGAGGUGAUAAUUGUCAACGCUUGAUUUUGACUUUCGUUAAUUUCUGUGGGAGGAUCAAAAUAAUAAUGUCGCUGUGGCGUUUAUCGCCACCAGCUAAACUUCUCGGGUCAUUGACGAGAGUGUCACGGAGUACUCCGUGUGUGUCUUAUCACGCAAAUGUGUUGGAUCAUUAUGAAAAUCCAAGAAACGUUGGAGCCCUGGACAAGAAUGACAAGCAAGUCGGAACUGGACUUGUUGGAGCACCGGCAUGUGGCGAUGUUAUGAAACUGCAGAUCAAAGUUGAUGAGAAUGGAAAAAUUAUUGAUGCCAAGUUCAAGACAUUUGGAUGUGGUUCGGCUAUUGCAUCUAGCUCCCUUGCUACGGAAUGGGUGAAAGGGAAAACUGUUGAUGAAGCUCUGAAACUAAAGAACACGGACAUUGCCAAGGAACUUUGCCUCCCGCCUGUCAAGCUACACUGUUCGAUGCUUGCUGAGGAUGCAAUAAAGGCAGCGCUUUCCGACUAUCGAAUAAAACAGCAGGAGAAGAAAGAUACAAAAUAAAGUCAGAAAACUCAAUCUAGUACGAGAAUAACACUAAAAGUUUUGCGAGUUAUAUAUUCCAGAAAUUAUAGAAUAUGUACACGCCCAUAUUUUAUUCUGUAUAAAGGCGAUUAAAUUCUAUCAACAAGAAA